Sesamum indicum (sesame) is the source of this 2547-nucleotide messenger RNA. Lineage: Eukaryota; Viridiplantae; Streptophyta; Magnoliopsida; Lamiales; Pedaliaceae. The record is from RefSeq and is a predicted model, not a curated record.
GAAAAGAGUUGUUGCUAUAUAUAAAAAAAGAAAAACAUAGAAAUGAAGCGCUUCCGCACUCGGACAAAAGGAAUUCCACCAGCAAGCAUUUCUGAAGACUCCUGCCGAUUCUUUAGGCUGCGGGUUGUGCUGAAUCGCAUUCUUUACCUCCCACGUGUUCUCAGCAGUAGUGUGAUCAGAACUGGACUGGCGGUCAGCUCUUAAGUACCCGCUGCAGUCCACUUCACUGCAUUCAGAAGUUUGUCUGCUUCAGGAUGGCUCAGGAUACUGUUCCUAAUGCUGAAAUUGAAUCACCAAGGAGACGGUCUGGUCUAUUGAGAGAUCAAGUUCAAUUAGUUAAGAGAAAGGAUUCUGAUCGUUAUGAGAUUGCUCCAAUCCAAGAUCCUUUGUCAUUUGAGAAGGGUUUUUUUGUGGUUGUUCGUGCAUGCCAGUUGUUGGCUCAGAAGAAUGAAGGAAUGGUGUUAGUGGGGGUAGCAGGCCCCUCUGGGGCUGGAAAGACGGUGUUUACAGAGAAGAUACUCAACUUUAUGCCUAGUGUUGCUAUUAUAAAUAUGGAUAACUACAAUGACGCUACCCGUAUUAUUGAUGGCAACUUUGAUGAUCCACGCUUGACGGACUAUGACACUCUGCUUGAGAAUAUCCGUGGUCUGAAAGCUGGAAGCCCUGUCCAGAUUCCUAUAUAUGAUUUUAAGUCUAGCUCCCGCAUAGGCUACAGGACUCUGGAAGUUCCCAGCUCGCGCAUUGUUAUUAUUGAAGGAAUAUAUGCCUUGAGUGGGAAACUACGGCCUUUGCUGGACCUCCGUGUUUCUGUUACUGGUGGAGUGCACUUUGACCUUGUAAAACGUGUUCUCAGAGAUAUUCAACGUGCUGGACAAGAGCCUGAAGAGAUAAUUCAUCAGAUUUCGGAGACGGUUUAUCCCAUGUACAAGGCUUUUAUAGAGCCAGAUCUGCAAACAGCACAUAUAAAAAUCAUCAACAAAUUUAAUCCAUUCUCCGGAUUUCAGAAUCCCACAUAUAUAUUAAAGUCAACAAGGCCAGUGACUGUGGAUCAAAUUAAGGCUGUCCUUUCCGAAGAUUAUAGAGAAACUACAGAGGAAACUUAUGACAUUUAUCUUCUCCCACCUGGAGAAGAUCCUGAAGCAUGCCAAUCAUAUUUGAGGAUGAGGAACAGGGACGGGAAGUACAAUCUCAUGUUUGAGGAAUGGGUCACUGAUAGCCCCUUCAUAAUAUCACCAAGAAUUACCUUUGAAGUCAGUGUGCGUCUUCUUGGUGGACUAAUGGCACUAGGCUAUACAAUUGCAUCCAUCCUGAAACGAAGUAGUCAUGUCUUCUCGAAUGAUAAAAUUUGUGUGAAAACGGAUUGGUUGGAGCAACUUAAUCGCAAGUACGUCCAGGUACAAGGAAGAGAUCGUUUAUAUGUCAAAUAUGUUGCUGAGGAGCUGGGAUUGGAUGGUUCCUACGUUCCACGCACAUACAUAGAACAAAUUCAACUGGAGAAGCUCAUAAACGAUGUUAUGGCACUGCCCGAUGAUUUGAAGACAAAGCUCAGCAUAGAUGAUGAUUUGGUCUCAAGUCCUAAAGAAGCUUUAUCCCGAGCCUCUGCAGAUAGGAGAAUGAAGUUCCUGAAUCGUGGGAUCUCUCAAUCUUACUCAACGCAGCGCGACAAAAAUCUUACCAAGCUAACAAAACUUGCUGUUAACAAUCGGAGGUAUGAUGCAAGAACCCCAGAUUCACCAGCUGCACUUGCUAAUCAGGGCAUCGUUACUCAGUUAUCUGAACAAAUUUCCACACUGAAUGAGCGAAUGGAUGAAUUUACAUCACGGAUUGAAGAACUAAACUCAAAAAUUCCAAUCAGGAAAGUGUCGGCUAGCCAGCAAAAUUUGGCAUUGCAGGCUGAAGCCUGUAAUGCAACUGGUCAACUUCUACCCAAUUCCUCCUCAUCGUCGCAAUUGGCAAGGGAGUCUCCUUUGAUGGAAGAGGUACUACAUAUUGCUCGAGGACAACGUCAAAUCAUGCAUCAAAUCGACAAUCUGAGCAGUCUCCUCCAUGAAUAUUAUGGGGAAAGGUCUCUUCAAGGACGAACACAUCAGACAGGAGGAGCACAGGAUGUAGGCUCUAUUGGCAUUCCUUUACUUCUCUCUUUGGCUGUCGCCGGUGUUGGAAUUCUAUUGCUCAGAACUGUGCCGUCACAAAAAUAAAUGUGGAUUGCUGCUCGUUUGCGCUUACUCUAUGGACUGUAUUGUAUAUAUAGUAGAUGAAGAUGAAGUGAGAUAUACUUUCUGACACGUACUCGGACUGAUGGGAAGAAAAUACGGACUCUGCAAUAGUAAGACUGCAAAUAAAUUCGAAGUGGAGGAAUGCAUAACACAAUUGUUGAGUGGCAUUUUGUAGGUGGCCAGUUAGGCUUAGAAUAACAAUAUAACGCAUCAGGCAGCAUACAAUAGGCCUUGUUUCUGCUUGGGGAUGAGAAUGAUCUAAUAAUUGAUAUUCAAAGAUCUAGAGUAUAUGUUUAAUGCAUUUUAAUGAGGAUUCUUUAUUUGUUGUAUC